UCAACUUUUUAGGAGCAGUAUUUUUUUUCUUUGAAACUUAUAUGAAAGUGUCCUGCCUCUUUUAUGCCCCAUGCUUCAUCAUUAUUUAAGUAUGCAAAUUUAUGGAUCUGAACGAGUCCUACCCUACCUGUUGUUCCUGUCCUGAGUUACUCACAAUCGAUCUGAUGUUUUCUCCAUCCAAAUUCUUUUCAGUAGUUGGUUUAAUCGACUUUUCGCAGUGCCACUACUGAAUGGAACAGAAAUCAGAAAGCUUCACUUCAGAUCUGGUUAAAAACAUCUGUGAACAUGCCCACGCACAAGAGCCCGAGAGCACAGGAGUGAAUUUGGGACUAUGGCCCAGGUCACUUGUGCGGACAUGGACUCUGAUGCUGCUGUUGGUCACCUGCCUGCUCUAUUGGGCAAGAAUGGCCAUGCCAGUUUGUGCAGCUACUAUGGCGAAGCAAUUUGGAUGGAACAAGAUGGAGUCUGGAUUCGUACUGGGUGUCUUCUUUUGGGGUUACUGCUUCACACAAGUGUUAGGAGGCCAUGCCAGUGAUAAAAUUGGUGGAGAGAGAGUCCUGAUAAUAUCCACGUCUUCCUGGGCAAUUAUGACAACCAUAACUCCUCUACUGGUGAACAUGGGGUUCCCACCACUCAUCACCAUCAUACUGUCCAGGUUCUCCUUGGGUGUGCUGCAAGGUGUUCACUACCCCUCUCUAAACAGCAUCUGUGCACAGCGUGUGGCUGAGGGAGAAAGGGGCUUUUUGAUGAGUACGUUAGGCUGUGGCAGCUACCUGGGUAUGCUGAUGGUCGGGGGACUGGGGUCUGUCAUGCUGGAGUGGUAUGGCUGGGAAAGUGUGUUCUAUGGACCUGGUGUCCUCUCAAUGCUAUGGGCCUGCUGUGUAUGGAGAUGGCUACUCAGAGGACAAAUAGUCACAUUUGAUGCUUUAUGGAAUAACUCUGGGUCUGCAUCUCAAGCAACAAUUUCACAAACCUGUUGGCGUCAUCUUUUAAAGCAGCCCUGUGUGUGGGCUAUGAUUUUUGCACAUCUCUGCCACAGCAGUGCACAUUUCACACUUCUGUCAUGGCUACCAACAUUCUUCAGUGAGACAUAUCCUCAUGCGAAGGACUGGGUGUUUAAUGUGAUCCCCUGGCUCGUGGCUCUGCCUUCUUCUUUGUUGGGAGGCUGUAUGUCAGAUCAUCUCAUCAGAAAAGGUUUUGGUACAGCUACUGUCAGAAAAUUAAUGCAGUUCUGCUCAAUGGGACUCGGCAGCGUGUUCAUUUAUUUGUUGUGUAAGGCUACCACGUUUCUCCACGCUGUGGUCUUUGUCUCAGCAGCCUUUGGCCUAUCCACCUUCAAUAGCAGUGGUGUGGCUGUGAAUGUGCAUGAUUUAGCUCCAUCAUGUGCUGGAGCUCUCUUUGGUAUUAUGAACACUUGCGCUGCAUUUACAAGUCUACUAAUGGUUUACUUCUCAGGAUACCUGAUCGAGGUCACUGGGUCCUGGCUAACUGUAUUCGGCCAGCUCAUUCUGGUGAAUUUUGUUGGGGUAGCUGUAUUUAUUAUAUUUGGCGAAGCAAAGCAGGUGGACCAAGUAGAUCAGACUCCUAUGACAUGCAUCUAAAGACAGCACUGUCAUUUGAAUGCGACAUAAAAUGUAUAAAUUCCAUUUUUUGGUGUAUUUAUAUAGUCAGUAUUUUUGUAUAUUCAUUGUAAGUGCCUUAGGUUUGAAAUCUACAAAAUAUUAAAGCUAUAUUGUUUAUUAAAACAUACUGGCAUAUAAAAUAUUGUUGACUUCAGACUUCAUGCUCUUGGCUUUCCACAGGGAUCAAAUUAAACAUAACACCAUUUUAUCUACAUUACUGGGAUCUACCUAAGACUCUAGAGGGAAUAAAAUACUCAUUAGACUGAAGAUUAGAUUAGAUUAUAAUUUUAUACCUGAUUUAAAUUUCCACUGGAAGAAAGAACGAGGAAAUGGAUAUCUAAAUCGACAAAAAAGUCUCUACAUGUUGUUACGAAAACACAACCAUUUCUGUGUUGAUUAAGAUGAAUGUUUCGGAUCAUUAUCUUGUUGAAAUAUCUUAUAUUGCUAAGGGGCUGAAGCAGACAAGUUUGGGCCUCUUCACAAGAGCCCUGGGACCAGCAGCCACAAAACAGCCCCAAAACAUCAAUCAUACAACAAACACCACCAUUUUACAGCAGGUAUCAGGUACUGUUCCUUCUCCUGCAGUCCUCAUUUUUCACCACAAGAUUCAAGAUUCAAAGGUUUAUUUGUGACAUUCAUAGCACAUACAAAGGUGCAUUGAAAUAAGAUGCGGCAACUCUGAAGCAAUACAAUAAACAGACUAUACCCACAAUAUAAUGAUAGGUAUAGGGUAACUGGGAGUGCAAGACAAGCAAGAGCAUACACAAAUACACAUAGGAAAAAGUAUGUAUGUAUCUGUCUAUGUAUUUAUAUACAUAUAUCUGUCUAUGUAUUUAUACACACUCACCGUCCACUUUAGUAGGAACACCUGUACACCUACUCAUUUAUGUAGUUAUCCAAUCAGCCAUGUGGCAGCAAUAUAUAAAAUCAUCUAUAUACAGGUCAAGAGCUUCAGUUAAUGUUCACAUCAAACUUGAGAAUGGGGAAAUAGUGUGAUCUCUGUGACUUUAACCAUGACAUGGUUGUUGGUACCCGAUGGGCUGGUUUGAGUAUUUCAGAAAUUGUUGAUCUCCUGGGAUUUUCACACGCAACAGUCUCUAGAGUUUACACAGAAUGGUGCAAAAAACAAAAAACAAUGAGUGAGUGACAGUUCUGUGGGUGGAAAUAUCUUGUUGAUAAGAGGUCAGAGGAAAAUGGCCAGAUUGGUUCAAGCUGCCAGGAAGGAUAUAAUAAUUCAUAUAACCACUCACUACAACUGUGGUGAGCAGAAAAGCAUCUCAGAAUGCACAACACAUCAAACCUUGUGGUGGAUGGCCUACAACAGCAGAAGAUGAUAUUGGGUUCCACUCCUCUCAGCCAAGAACAGGAAUCUGAGGCUAUCACGGGCACAGACUCGCCGAAACUGGACAGUUGAAAAUGAGAAAAAAAAAAUCACCUGGUCUUUUUCCAGUCAUCAACGGUCAAGUUUCGGUGAGUCUAUUCCCAUGAUAGCCUUAUGUGCUGUCACAUGAUUGGCUGAUUGGAUAAAUGAGCAGGUGUACAGGUGCUCCUCUUUAAGUGGUCGGUGAGUGUAAAUAUAUAUUUAUAUACACUAAAAUGUUCAGUGCAUGUGCAAAUGUGUCAAAUGUGCCAUGUGUGACAUGUAUGAGCUUUGUGCUGGUGCUGUGUGUGUGCACAAAAUAAAGUACGUCUAUCUUUUAUUCUAUCUGUCUAGAUACUAAAAGAGAGACAAAAAGUGUUUUUGGAAGAUACUAAUAUGUUUGCAUUUAUUCAAAAUGUUAUUUAGAUAUGGCAAUUUUGCAUGUUCUCGCCUUGUUCACACUGGCUUCUUCGGUUUCCCCCAAC
This is a messenger RNA of Pangasianodon hypophthalmus (striped catfish), 3467 nucleotides long. RefSeq names its product solute carrier family 17 member 9a (gene slc17a9a). Gene Ontology annotation, biological process: transmembrane transport. Gene Ontology annotation, molecular function: transmembrane transporter activity. The coding region runs from base 231 to 1601 and encodes 456 amino acids. The record is from RefSeq and is a predicted model, not a curated record. Lineage: Eukaryota; Metazoa; Chordata; Actinopteri; Siluriformes; Pangasiidae. The transcript is spliced from 13 exons.